UCUACACUUUCAACUAUCUUGCGCAACUUUGACUCUCUAUUCCACAAUUACGAACCUAAUGCGCAUCCAACGCUUCUCCACAGUCCUCCGCACUGUCACCUCCUUCAAAUACCGGCCCACACCCCUCAUCACGAAAGCCACCUCUCAACAUCCGAGCAAUCCAUCCUUCCCAAUCUCAAAACCCACUACACUCAAAGCCGCCCCAGGAUUCCUCCCAUUCCUAAGCUCUUUCUUCACGACAACCGCUAAACCCGAAACUGACAACAAUAACAACAUGUCCUACCCCGACCAGCGCAGCGCCGAAGAUUGGCGCGCCGUCCUAAGCCCAGAACAAUUUCGCAUUCUCCGUGAAAAGGGCACCGAGCGUCCCGGCACUGGCGAGUACGACUCCCAUUAUCCCUCCGAAGGUGUGUAUAACUGUGCAGGGUGCAAUGCCCCGCUAUACAAAGCGACACACAAAUUCAAGUCCGGCUGCGGCUGGCCCGCAUAUUUUGAUUCUAUCCCUGGUGCUGUGACGAGGCAUACGGACAAUACUUUUGGGAUGCAGCGGACGGAGAUCGUGUGCAGCAACUGUGGGGGUCAUCUGGGGCAUGUUUUUAAGGGGGAGGGGUUUCCGACGCCGACGGAUGAGAGGCACUGUGUUAAUAGUGUUAGUCUGAGGUUUCAGGAGGGGGAAGAGGGUGUGAAGGCGAAGGCGUAAUUGGGGACUGGGUUGAUUGAUUUCUAGGUGUAUCUUGGUAGUACUGUGGUAGGCGUGGGUAGGUGUAUAUUUAUUGAGCUGGUUUGGCUCUGGGGGGUAUACUGCGCUGCCGGUUUUAAAAUUAGAGAGGGUGUUGUUGUCGGAGCUUUAAGAAUGUAUGUAGGUACGUAUAAUUAUCAAUGAGUGAGUGUUGGCUUUAACAAUAAUCAUCAGACUCAGUUCACAUAUCCACUUUAAGUCUGUCUAGAUUUUUAUUUCUCUCUUGGUCGAGGUCUUCUGAUAGGAACUUGGAGCUUCUUUUUCAGAGUGGGGCAGUCAUGACACUGCCCGGAUAUAUAGAUCAUGAUAUAUAGAUCAGGAAGAGCGAUGAAUGCGAUUGUAAUAAAUGUGAUCAAAUGCGACGGGAAAGUAGCAUCAUCGGAUGAGGCUGCUAAGGCGAGAC
Aspergillus caelatus is the source of this 1142-nucleotide messenger RNA. RefSeq names its product peptide-methionine (R)-S-oxide reductase. Gene Ontology annotation, biological process: response to oxidative stress; protein repair. Bases 59 to 700 code for a protein of 213 amino acids. NCBI's taxonomy places the organism in Eukaryota, Fungi, Ascomycota, Eurotiomycetes, Eurotiales, Aspergillaceae. The record is from RefSeq and is a predicted model, not a curated record. The transcript is spliced from 2 exons. Gene Ontology annotation, molecular function: peptide-methionine (R)-S-oxide reductase activity.